Molecule: messenger RNA, 438 nt
Organism: Puccinia graminis f. sp. tritici CRL 75-36-700-3
Lineage: Eukaryota; Fungi; Basidiomycota; Pucciniomycetes; Pucciniales; Pucciniaceae
Exons: 2
Coding region: 1-438 (145 amino acids)
Source: RefSeq, a predicted model, not a curated record
AUGACUAAAUCAACCAGAUCCAACCGUCCCGAACUACGAGGACUCCUCCCGGCUCCAACGCGACCUCGCGGCAGCAAAGGAGCUGCAAUUGAGAGUAGAGAAUCUCAAGAUGACCACGAUAACACGCAAAGAAACAACGAUGAAGUCUCUAGGAAAGGAAAUGCCGAUCCAAGAAGACCCGCCUCCGAUUACGGAGAAGGGUAUGGAAAUGGAAGUAGACGAGAUAGAUUCAGAAUGCUCGGAAGCUACCCCGAAACGCCCUAUAACUCCAGAGAUCAGAGUCUUAUCGAAACAAGACCAGAUCAAACUCCGGGUCAAAGAGCACGUCUCGCUCUGGAGACAAUACAGAAUCUUCUGAAGUUCAAGAGAAACGAUCACGGCAAGAAGCAAAGCUCAAGGCUCGACCAGUUCGCGGAUCCCGGCAAAUGGAAAAAGUGA